This is a messenger RNA of Pungitius pungitius (ninespine stickleback), 5810 nucleotides long. RefSeq names its product valosin containing protein (p97)/p47 complex interacting protein 1 (gene vcpip1). The coding region runs from base 699 to 4178 and encodes 1159 amino acids. NCBI's taxonomy places the organism in Eukaryota, Metazoa, Chordata, Actinopteri, Perciformes, Gasterosteidae. The record is from RefSeq and is a predicted model, not a curated record. The transcript has 3 exons. Gene Ontology annotation, biological process: endoplasmic reticulum membrane fusion; protein K48-linked deubiquitination; protein ubiquitination. Gene Ontology annotation, molecular function: cysteine-type deubiquitinase activity.
GUUAGUUAAACAACGAGCAGCACGUAGUUUCUUCACUAAAUCGACAGAUUUCUGAAUGUAGUUUGGCGACAGACUUCUUUCUCUCGGAGCUGCAGGUCCGGGAAGCAACAUUAACAAAGUGCUGUGUCAAUAAUCAUGAAAGUACACAAAACCACCAAACUGUAGAAUCACACGCAGCCCCUAAAGAUACUUUAUUUAUUAGACUUAAGGUCGCAUGUUUGUGAGAUACUUCGGUGAAGGACGCAUCCAGUCGGCACAGACCGCCAUGACUCUCCUGUUUCCACUUCCUCACACAACAAUACGUCACAGUGGCGCGUUGCAUCCUGGUAAAUGAAGUCGAUUGUGCGUUCACGAUGCAGUUUUGAAUCUUUAACAUAAACUUCUCGUUAAUUUAAAUCGAUAUUCUCUCGUUUUCCAGUCAUACGGGUCUCAAAGCAAUAAUAAAGUGGUGGUUCUGCUUCUCGUGUUCGAUUACAUAAAAAUAAUGACACACAAAAACUACAAGUCCCACAUCUGACGUCGUGACGUCAUGACGUUUAGCAACGGCCAGUUGCUAAAGGAGAAAACAGCCGCUUCCGUGUUGUUUCUUGUGUUUUUACAGUCGUUGGUCGUUAGCUCGUCCGAGGUCGAUGUCAUGAUUCAGUGAAGCCGACACACACGCUCUGUUUCUCGGACCCCCCCCCCCCCCCCCCGCCGCCAUGUCGCUGCUGCAGGGCUCCAGGAAGAAAGACAAGCGCAUUCUGUCCGGUACCUGCCCGGACCCGAAAUGCCAGGCGCGGCUGUUCUUCCCGGCUCACGGCUCCGUUAGCAUCGAGUGCACCGAGUGCGGCCAGCGGCACGAGCAGAGGCACCUGCUGAGCGUCGAGGAGGUGACCGACCCGGAUGUGGUGCUGCACAACCUGCUCAGAAACGCCCUGCUGGGCGUCACGGGGGCUCCGAAGAAAGGCACGGAGCUGGUGAAGGUGAUGGGUCUGUCCAACUACCACUGCAAGCUGCUGUCUCCGGUGCUCACCAGGUACGGCAUGGACAAGCAGACCGGCAAGGCCAAGCUGCUGAGGGACAUGAACCAGGGCGAGAUGUUCGACUGCUCGCUGCUGGGGGACCGGGCCUUUCUCAUCGAGCCGGAGCACGUCUCCACCAUGGGCUACGGCAAGGACCGGUCCGGCAGCCUGGUGUACCUCCACGACACCCUGGAGGAGGUGAAGAAGGCCAACGGCGGCGGGGAGUGUCUGAUCCCGGUCCACGUGGACGGGGACGGGCACUGCCUGGUGCACGCCGUGUCCCGGGCGCUGGUGGGCAGGGAGCUCUUCUGGCACGCCCUGAGGGAGAACCUGAAGCAGAACUUCAAGCAGAACCUGGACCGCUACAAGGCGCUCUUCCAGGACUUCAUCGACGCCGCCGAGUGGGAGGACAUCAUCAACGAGUGCGACCCGCUCUUCGUGCCGCCGGAGGGCGUGCCGCUCGGCCUGCGCAACAUCCACAUCUUCGGCCUGGCCAACGUCCUGCACCGGCCCAUAGUGCUGCUGGACUCGCUGAGCGGCAUGCGGAGCUCCGGGGACUACUCGGCCACCUUCCUGCCGGGCCUGGUGCCCGAGGAGCGGUGCCGGGGGAGGGACGGGACCCUCAACAAGCCCAUCUGCAUCGCGUGGAGCAGCUCGGGCCGCAACCACUACAUCCCCCUGGUGGGCAUCAAGAACGCGGUGCCGCCCAAGCUGCCGGCCCGCCUGCUGCCGAAGGCCUGGGGCGUCCCGCAGGAGCUGAUCCGCACGUACGUGGAGCUGGAGCCGGACGGGGGCUGCGUGAUCGGCGGCGACCGCAGCCUGCAGGACAAGUACCUGAUGCGCCUGGUCAACGCCAUGGAGGAGGUGUUCAUGGAGAAGCACAGCAUCCACCCCUCGCUGGUGGCUGACGUGCACCAGUACGUCUACCGCCGCACCGGCGUGAUCGGCGUCCAGCCCGAGGAGGUGACCGAGGCGGCCAAGAGGUCGGUGACGGAGAACCGGCUGCACCGAUGCCUGAUCUGCGGCGCCCUCUCCGAGCUCCACGUGCCGCCUGAGUGGCUGGUUCCCGGCGGGAAGCUGUACAACUUGGCCAAGUCCACCCACGGGCAGCUCCGGCCCGACAAGAACUACAGCUUCCCCCUCAACAACGUGGUCUGCUGCUACAACCCGCAGAGGGACGUCCUGGCGCCGGACUACAAGCUCAGCUCCCUCGCCACCUGCAACUGGUGCCACGGCACGUCGGUGCGCCACGUCCGCGGCGACGGGGCGGUGGUCUACCUGGACGGCGACCGGACCAACGCGCGCUCGCAGGGCGGCAAGUGCGGCUGCGGCUUCAAGCACCACUGGGAAGGGAGGGAGUACGACAACCUGCCCGAGGCCUUCCCCAUCACGCUGGAGUGGGGGGGCCGCGUGGUGAGGGAGACGGUGUACUGGUUCCAGCACGAAGCCGAGCCGGCGCUGAACAGCAACGUGUACGACGUGGCCAUGAAGCUGGUGACCAAGCACUUCCCCGGGGAGUUCGGCAGCGAGAUCCUGGUGCAGAAGGUGGUGAACACCAUCCUGCACCACACCGCCAAGAAGAACCCGGACGAGUACAACCCGGUGUCCAUCGCCGGGGCCCACGACCAGCGCCACACGGACGCCGCCGAGACGACGCCGCCGCCGGAGGCCCGGACGCCGCCCACCAAGAUCAUCCUGACCGGUCAGAAGGCCAAGACGCUGCACAGGGAGGAGCUGACGAUGAGCCGGGCGGAGCGCGGCGUCCAGCAGAGCAUCGGCGAGCAGGCGCCGGUCCACCAGAAGAGGCGCACCGACCGGCUGAGGCAGGAGGAGCAGAAGAGCCGCGCGCCGGUGCCGGAAACCUCCUCCUCGGCGCCGGCCACCCCGACCAAGUCCUCCACCGCCUCCUCGCCGUCCAACAAGGAGAAGAAGAUCCGCGUGACCACCAGCGACGGCCGGCAGGCGAUGCUGACGCUGCCGGUCCACACCACCUUCUCGGAGCUGCAGAGGAGCGUGGCCCAACAGUUCGGCGUGCCGCCGGCGCGGCAGUGCAUCCGGCACGGCUUCCCGCCCAGGGAGCUUCCGCCGCCCAAGGACGGCGAGGAGAACGAGCCGGCGGCGCUGCAGCACGGCGACCGGGUGACGGUGGAGAUCCUGAGGGCGGCGGAGGACGAGGGCCCCGCGGCCUCGGCGCCGAGGGCCUCCGGCUCGCACACGGCGAGCAGCGAGGAGGAGGAGGCGGCGCCCGGCAGGUCGAGCAGCCGCGGCCUCCAGGAGGGCAUCGACCUGGAGAUGUCGUCCCUCUGUCUCCUAGCAACCCUGAUGGGUGAGGACGUCUGGUCGUAUGCGAAGAAGCUGCCUCACUUAUUCCAGCAGGGCGGCGUCUUCUACAACAUCGUGAGGAAGGACAUGGGCCUGAUGGACGGGAAGCACUGCACGCUGCCUCACCUCACGGGGAAGACCUUCGUCUACAACGCGGCCGAGGAGCGCCUGGAGCUCUGCGUGGACGCCGCGGGCCACUUCCCCGUGGGCCCCGACGUGGAGGAGCUGGUGAAGGAGGUGCUGGUGCAGCUGCGCUCCGACGGCAGGGGCAGCAGAGAGGGGAGCCCCUCCCACGGCCUCCUGCGGCUCGGCGGCGGCGGCGUCGUCCACAAGAAGGAACGUCUGCAGAGCGUCACCGCCUUCCAGGGCAGAGGCCACUCCUUGGGCAGCGCCGGGGGCUCCUCCCCCCCGGAGCACCGGCCAAUCACGCGCCAGCACAGCAGCGGGGUGGACCUGAGCGCCAGCGUGUCCCGGGACCCCCCCGACCUGUCGGACAUCCCUGAGGACGCCACCAGGGAGCUGGUCCGCAUGGCGCCGGGCUUCGUCACCACCAAGGAGGGCCGCGGCCUGGACCCCGGCCUGAUGGAGCAGCAGCGCCGGAAGCUGCAGGAGAUGGUGUCCUCCAUCCAGGCCUCCAUGGAGCGCCACCUGAGGGAGCAGCAGAGCGACGCUGCCGCAGGGGGCGGGACUAAGACGGGGGGCGGCCAACCGCCGUCUACGCUGGACGUGGAGGAGGAGCAUCGUCCGGCCGCGGCGGUGCCCAGCAAACCGGAGGGGAAAGGGGCGGAGCCGGAGGAGAUGGAGAGUCAGGACGGCGAGCAGACCAACGCCACCGAACCCAUGGAUCACUCCUGAUCGCCGCCCCCCCCACCACAAUUACACACACAACCCCCCGCCCCUCCACCCCCCCCCCCCCCCCCCCCCCCACGCCUCGGGUCGGACCCUCCAGCUGGUCGUGUGGCGAGCGGAGGGCCCGUCACCCACCGGGAGCCGCUUCGAUUUUCUUACGUCUUCACGUCCCGUCCCCCCCCCCCCGUGUUUGCUCGCCCACCGGAUUCCCCCCAAUGCUUUAACGUGGUCAGGUGACCUGCAGGUAACGAGCGCCACUGCUUCACCGACACAUCAAAGACGUCAAAGAUGAUGCUUCCUGUGAUUGUUUAUAAUAACGAAUUAAUUCCAUCAGACUGAAACGUUACAUAAAUGUUGCUUCAUUAAAGUCUUCAACGAAACAAAGACGAGCGUAAAGAGGAGCUCAAAUACACAAGGUCCACACUCGUUUCCUGCAGGUAGGACUUUAUUCAUGUGGCUGGGGGGGGGGGGGGCAGAGCUGCAAGUCUGAAGGUGCUUCUAGAAUGAAGUAUGACAUUGUGUCUGUGAAACAGGAAGUGAAGGUGCGGCCUUUCACCUCCGCCCCCUUUAAGACAUGAGAAAGAACAGCUUUUGUUCUAUAAGGGAUGUGACAGCAGAGGCAGACCCAGUGGGGUCGCGUUGGGUCGACGACCCCCCCCCGGGUUCCUGCAAGCGAUCGAUCGUUGAUCCGGUUUGAGCCGCGUCGUCGGCUUCUUGUUUGAGGUCCAUUUCAGGCGCGAUGGUUCCUGCAGUUUGACGCUGACGAGCUUCGAUGCUCAUGAAAUACACUGCAACAGUUUCCCAGCAUGCUUUGCAGCGCUUCUCACCACAGCGAUCUCGUUGACCCCCUCGAUUAAGAGUUCAGCGGUUAAACUGAGAAAUACUCAUCCUUCUGCUUGUUGAGGGCUUCCCUCGGUUAGCUUAGCUUAGCUUAGCACAAAGACUGGAAACAAAGCAUGGCUUAAAAAAAGUGUCAACAGUUAUGUGCUUGAAAUAUAGACUUCCUGCUAAGCUAAGCUAAUCACAAACAUCACAUGACGACAUAUUGAACUAUCCCUUUUAAAGAGACUUUAUUUGCCAACAAAAAUCGCUUUGUUUUAGGGGGACUUUUCCUCAGGCCUUAAAAUCCGCUAAAAGAAUUCCAUAUUUUCACACAAAUCCUCGAGUCCCACUUUUAGAUUUGAAAUAUUAUUUUUGUUGCUCGUUUUUUUUGGGGCAAAAAAAAACAGAUCUCAGGUCUGUAAAACGUGAACGAGGUUUAUUUUGAUUGAAGCGAACAAACAUGAAACUCAGCACUUUGCUUCAUGGGCGGAGGAGUCAAAAAGCUACGUUAGCGUAGCAUGCUAACGUUAGCCGGAGGGGAGGCGGAUGUGAAGUUUUUUUUGGCGGCUGCUGUACGCUGACAUGAAUUGUAACUCAGUUGUAUAAUAGUAAAUAUUGUAGUAUAUUUGGACUUUGUACAGAAACUGAUUGUUCACAUUCUUCACAUUUUCUUUCUAAUCUGGUUUGCCAAUAAAAUAUCGACGAUACGUGGCUUCGACAUCGCUGUUUGCAUGUGAUGAAUUUCCAACCCCAACAAUAAACUCACUUACUUCACUGUUUUUUUUCGUGGGUUUUUCUGUGUUUUAUGAAUCAAAG